GACUGCACUGCAAAAGUAAUGUCACGUCAACGCGAAAGUUUUGCAGCCAAAGGAAGCUAAGAUCCUCCUUAAUAAAGAGAACUGCGCAGUUUCUGCAUCUGGGACGCGAAGACUAGACUCAUCAACCUUUUCUAUGGAAUGCGAGUCGCACUUGGACUUCAGAUACUCUGCAAGUGUGGUUUCUUUGCUAAUCGGCAUGACUAAUAUAAAAAGUGUGGAAUAAUCUAAUUGUAAACAGAGAAGAACAGAAAAUAAAGUCGUACCCAAUAAGAGUCCAUUUAUAAUACUGCUUGCCUCCGCCAGCCGUCCCGUCUCGCUCUUUUCCCGUGCUGACGGAGUUUUGCAGAUAAGAAUGGUGCGCAGUUACACCGUUUUCAGCAACAAAAACGCGGAAAAUACAAAAGUAAGGAAAAACGGGAUGUUAUUCUCCAUCCUGAGGGCGACGCACGCUUUCGUGGUUUUGCUACUUGUGAUUGCUGGUGGUGGUGCAGGAUCGUCUCUGCAGGUCCCCGAUGGCAGGGCCAGUCCCCUGUCCCUGGAGAAGAACACAGGCUGGCAUGCGAAGGACUCCCAGUGCCACCAAAUGCUGAAGCACCUCCACAACGGGGCCCGUGUCACUGUGCAGAUGCCCCCCAACAUCGAAGGCCACUGGGUGUCUACAAGCUGUGAGGUGAGGCCCGGUCCAGAGUUCAUCACUAGGUCUUAUCGGUUUUACCACAACAGCACAUUCAAGGCUUACCAGUUCUACUACCAGGACAACCACUGCAGCAUGCCCACCUACACGCUGGUGAUUCGGGGGAAGCUGCGUCUGCGCCAGGCCUCCUGGAUCAUCCGUGGGGGCACUGAGGCCGACUACCAGGUCCACCGCACCCAGCUGGUGUGUCACAGUGAGGCUGUGGCCAAGGAGCUCAGCCAGAGGCUGGGCCACAGCUGCCGGAGUGCGGGAGGGGCAGGUCCGGGGCCUUGGGAGCCCAACAUCAGCUACGACCUGUGGAAUGAGGCGUCAGGUUGCGACUGCUCACGGGGCCUCAACUUCGCCAUGCAUGAGCUGCAGCUGCUGCGCGUGGAGAAGCACUACAUGCACCACAAUCUGGACCACCUGGUGGAGGAGCUGUUCCUGGGCGACGUGCACACUGAGCCGGGCCAGAGGAUGUACUACAGGCCCUCCAGCUACCAGACGGCCCUGCAGAACGCCAAGCCAGGGGGGGCACUGUGCUGGCAGCCUCAUGGCAGGUCAACAAUUUCCACUGGCCACCUCCCUCCCCCAUUCCAGAACCAUGACCAGACGUGCAUCGCCUGCCGCAUCAUCGCUCGCUCAGAUGAGCAGCGGCCGCCCAUCCUGCCACCGCGAGCCGACCUGGCAGUGGCACUGCACGGGCAGUGGGUGAGCCGGCACUGUGAGGUCCGGCCCGAGGUGCUCUUCCUCACACGCCACUUCACCUUCCAUGACAAUAACAACACCUGGGAGGGCCACUACCAUCACUACUCCGACCCUGUAUGCAAGCACCCCACCUUCAGCAUCUACGCCAGGGGGCGCUACAGCCGCGGCGUGCACUCCACCAGGGUCAUGGGUGGCACCGAGUUCGUCUUCAAAGUGAACCACAUGAAGGUGAGGCCCAUGGACCAGGCGACCACCUCGCUGCUCAACGUCUUCAAUGGGCACGAGUGUGGGGCAGAGGGCUCCUGGCAGCUGGGUGUGGAGCAGGACGUCACAGCGACCAGUGGCUGCGUGGCCCUGGGCAUCCGGCUGCCCCACACUGAGUACGAGCUCUUCCGUAUGGAGCAGGACCCACGCGGCCGCUACCUGCUUUACAACGGCCAGCGGCCCAGUGACGGCUCCAGCCCGGACCGGCCCGACAGGAGGGCCACCUCCUACCAGCUGCCUCUGGUGCAGUGUGCCACCAGCGGCCACAGGCCCAGCACUGCUGCGGAGGACAUUGACCUGCCCCUGCGUCUCAGCAGCAGGUGCCCACAGUGCUUCACGGUGGCCACAGUGGAAAUUGCACUCGCUCUCCUUUUCCCUCUCCUGCUCCUGGGCUAAGCCACACCCCCAUUCCUGUGCCCCUCGUUGGGCUGAAAAGGAGAGGAAGACCAUACUGAGUCACUGCAUUCUCAGAGGGAUGUGCUUCACUUGACACACUUGGACGUAUUGGACAGUUCGCUCUUCAGGGGGCUGAAGGGGAUGUGUCUUAUGAUGGCCAGCGCUUAUGCAUCACAGUAAAUGCACUUUAGCAGACCUGCUAAGGGUUUGUACAUAGUCCAGACUCUAGAGGGAAAAGCAUGUCAUGCUAUCUGGCAGGAACCUGCUACUGGCCGCUGAGACUAAUGGGACGUGUCCAUAUGAAAGAAACAGUCCCUCGAUACCGAUCCAAAGCCAGCGAAUCUCGCUGUAGAACCAGAUACGAACGCUCCCAGCCCUCAGCUAGCAUCUGUUUCUAAGCUUGACUCUGUAAUUAGAAAAUUAAAGUGAUUUAAUUACA
Messenger RNA from Paramormyrops kingsleyae, 2480 nucleotides. Its product is annotated as protein APCDD1. Gene Ontology annotation, biological process: negative regulation of Wnt signaling pathway. Gene Ontology annotation, cellular component: plasma membrane. Gene Ontology annotation, molecular function: Wnt-protein binding. Lineage: Eukaryota; Metazoa; Chordata; Actinopteri; Osteoglossiformes; Mormyridae. The record is from RefSeq and is a predicted model, not a curated record.